This is a messenger RNA of Gossypium raimondii (Peruvian cotton), 676 nucleotides long. RefSeq names its product protein EARLY RESPONSIVE TO DEHYDRATION 15. NCBI's taxonomy places the organism in Eukaryota, Viridiplantae, Streptophyta, Magnoliopsida, Malvales, Malvaceae. The transcript has 2 exons. The record is from RefSeq and is a predicted model, not a curated record. Bases 55 to 474 code for a protein of 139 amino acids.
UUGAUCUUAUCCUUAUCUCUUUUCCAUUGUCCGACAAAAGCUUCAGAAUUGCAAAUGGAGAUUCUUUCUCAACGACCAUCUUCUUUCUCAACUUUGAAUCCCAACGCUCCAUUGUUUGUUCCGUUAGCGUAUCGGACGGUGGAGGAUUUCUCUGAUGAGUGGUGGGCUCUCGUCCAAUCCUCCCCGUGUUUCCGCGACUACUGGCUUCAAGAACGUUUCCACGAUCCCCAAAACGACGACGCCGAUCUUCUUUUUCCCGACGAUCUUGAUGCCGUCUUUGACGAUUACGACGAAUUUUUCUUUGACCCUACCUGUGAAGGGAAGGAAGAAGAUACUCAAAAGGAAUUGGUACCCGUUGGAGCAUUCAAAUGGCGGAAGGGGCGAGCUGUGAGCGAGUCAACUAGGUUUCUUGAGAAAGCGCCCAAGAUCGUGAAUGUGAAAGUGAGUCCGAGGAAUAUUCACCAACCAAGGUAGAUCGAUUCCUGCUGAUUUGAAAUGGGAGGUCUCCUUAGAGCCGAAAACCGUCAGCUUUGGGUUUUAUCUGCUGCUACCUGUAACUUGUUUUUUUUUUUUCUUUUUCUUUUUUUGAAUUUGUAAAAUUAUUGUGUACAGAGUUUUAGGUCUGUAAUCUGUAACUUUGUUUCAGUAAUAAUAGAAUUACCUCCCAUAUCGCACA